Molecule: messenger RNA, 1907 nt
Organism: Desarmillaria tabescens
Lineage: Eukaryota; Fungi; Basidiomycota; Agaricomycetes; Agaricales; Physalacriaceae
Exons: 7
Coding region: 39-1751 (570 amino acids)
Source: RefSeq, a predicted model, not a curated record
CACCAUUUUCCUUUUUAUCCCUAGCUAGCCUCCGUGAAAUGCGUGAAAUGUUCUCGAGACGACGAAUAUCUGUCUCUUUCUCCUCUACUCAAUCACUCAGCCCUAUUCAAGAAGAGCCUGAAGAACCCAAGGACUACGAGCGAGCCUUCGAGUCAGACGAUGAGCUAGAAUCUGAUAAUAGCGAAGUUCCUGUACGAGUAGCUCCAACUUCAUCAACACAUACGACACCAGAGAAUCCAGAGAAUGACAGUUUCUUCCAUGCGCUUCAGUCCCGACUUCUGGAAGAGGAGGCAAGAAAAAGACGCUCAGGGUUUCGUACCUCCUGGAUUCGUCGGUCAUCUACUGCUCGCUCAUUUUCUCGGACCUCGUUCCAUUUAUCGACUCCAGGUGUGAAUAUCAUAUGCACUUCCUCUUCGUCAAAAGGCUCGGACUCGGAUUUCUUCUUCUCACCGGGAUCAGAAGGCAAAUCGACACCCACGGCCCUUUCUAUCCAACAGCUAGAACGUAAUUUGAAGCGACGACGCGAAGAAUCUCUUGCAGACAUCCCUAGCUCAAAGAGGAUUCGAAGUGACAGCAGCAGGUACUCCAACUUUUCAGAUGAAAAAAAUACUCCGCUUCGAGCUCUGAAGCGCUCUCGUUCUGGACGACAUGAAGACUUGUUCUCUCCGAAGAAAAAGGCCCGACUAAUUCACCGGUCAUACUCAGCCUCUCAACCAGCAAGUCUACGACGUGCACAGUCACUCCGAACCGAAGUCUCAUCUUCUUCUCCAUCAACCAGCUCAAGCUCGAGCUCGAGCACAUAUAUGCGCAUUAUCACAGCAACUGGUACCUUUCGCAUUCCCCGCCUCGGACAGUCACCCACAAAUGCUGACUGGAUACCGACUGCUCCAUCAUCGCCUGAACCUGCACCUACAAGGCGGAAGAACAAUCAUUUACACCUACCACCGGAAUUUUUUCUUCCUAUGAAGCCUGCCUUGCCGAAGGAUCCUGUCCCUAUUAUCGCGCCGCCAUCAAAUCAUGUAGCGGUUCCUGCUUUGUCGUCCGAUGCCCGAGCUAAGCGUCGGUUGCAGCUGUACGUUUUGCGGGAGCGCCAGUGUCAUCAGUCAUGGGAAUUAGGAUGCCAGAAAGAAAUCUCUACACUCGACGAUUGGGAAAAGGCUAUUGGUAUAGGCCAAAACUUUCGGCGGGAAGUUCUGGAAUGGAUUCUCGAGGUCACCUUGCGACACCGUGAGGGUGAGGAUCUACAUGACCAACUUACGACCGUCUCGACUUCAAGAGAGACCCGAUUUCAUGCCGCGUACUUGUUCCUUCUCUUUUUCUUCCGUUCCAGUGGGACGGAAGGAAAAGAAUGGGACGGUUUCGAAGAUAUGGUAUGGGAUAUGGCAGUCGGUGCCAUUGCCGUUAGCGUUAAAUACCAUCGGGACUUCCUCCCACCCCUUCUUCCUGUAUAUGCUUCCAGCUUCCAAGCCCUCGCGCCCCACGAGAUGGGGUUUGAGGAAUUGGAGGAUGCUCAAACUGACCUUCUAUCUGCUCUUGACUAUGUGCUCGGUGGGACGCCAGUUGGUGUUCUCGAUGACUUGUGGGAAGCACUGCCUUCGCUACGCGAUUUAUUCCAUUCGGAUCUGGACGAUGAUAAGGAGUGGGACUUUGUGUUGCGAGAGACCUGGAGGUCAUUAAUGAUAUGUAUACUAGGUCCAUUCUUUCCCAUCCCUGCCCCUCCUAUGGCACUGCUGACGUUCCCAUCUAUGUAGAGCCUGACAUCCUGCGCUAUACAAUAUCUCUGCUGUCAGCGGCUUCAUUAAGCGAGGCCAUUUUGGAUGUUCUGUUUCAUCGGAAGGUCGUAGACGAACGCAAUCGUGACAAAUAUAAUAAUCAGUGGCAUGGCAUACGAGAAGAUGCUGAAGAGG